UUUUGAUAUGAUUUCAAUCACAUCUGGUACUCUCCUUCUGAAGCCAAUUUUGGCGGCGAUUCGUAGGCAGUUUUUUUAGCGCAUUCUAAUCUGCAACAGUAACGUGUUCUGGGUGUUUCAGGAUGUCGUUGAAUGACUUUUUUGCUAAACAAAAUAAGAAAAAGUCUAAGAAAAAACAAAACCCAACGGAACUAAUGGACUUGCUCACAAAAGGGGGUGAAGUACUCAAAUCCUACCCAGAAUCUAAUGCUCCACAAGAGAACAAGGCUAUUAGUUCUGAGAAAGAUGACGAGUGGGAAAUUAUAGACGACGAAAAAGAAAUAGAUCUUCAGAACAUUCGGGUGUACAAUCUGUCCUCAACCAUAACUGACGAUUCUGCUAAAAAUUUGUCUAAAACCAAAGAUUCUCGUGAAGGUGAUGGUGAAUCUGUGGUGGAGAAAAAGGCUUGGGGUGCAAAGCCAGUCGAAGCUCCCGAACCCGUAGAAGCAGUUGUACAACCACCACCUAAACCUAACGUCUACAUUCCUGCUCCAUUGAGACCAGGAGGCAGUGGUUGUGGUCCUGUAGCCCCAAAGCCAAAUGUAACCAGUUCAAUGGAUUUUCCUACCUUAGAUGCAUCUGUAAAUGAACCUCAGAAGAAGGAAACUGAACCAAAUAAUGAUAAUGAUGAUAAGAACGUACCUUGGCAACAGGCAGGUGUGCGUCGUGCUAAUCCAGUAUCUAGUGCAUUACCAAUAGCCAUCAGUACCGCAACGUCCGCAUAUGUCCCACCGAGUUUGCGACAGACAGGGGCUCCAGGUUUCAAAAGUGUGGGUCCAGGUUAUACAGGAGAUGGCUUCCGGCCUCAUAACGACCCACCUUUUUGUUCAGAUAUAGAUCCAGGAUUUAAAAGAUUUACUGAAAACCCAGGACUUCGUGAAACCGCUUCUUCAGCUGGCGGUUGGGCUAGAGGAAAUAUUAUCAGUGUCAAUCCCACUAACAAUCCUGCUGGACAUCUGCCGCCGAAUUCCUCAGAUACAAGUUUCCACACAGUUUCAGAAAACACAAAUGGAUGGUCUAGAAAUGUAAAUGUGAAGACUUACAAAGAUGUACGCGAGACGCCUGGGCUAGAAAUCGACUUAAAAAACCGAUUCACAGCAUUUAGUGAAACCUGAGACUAACUAUCAAAUCAGUUUUCAUCAGUUUAUCUAUUAAUUUCCAUCUUACGAAAGUAAUGAUUAAUGCCUAGUAUCUCUGGAAAGUGAUAUUUUGAACAAUUUCGAAGAACAGCAAUGGGAGAUUAGUGGUUGACUGUACAUUAAUUUUUGAUAAGUUUCUAUUUCUAAUGGAAAGUAUCACGUGCUUAUUUUCCUCCUAUUAUAACAGGUAGCCUUGAUGAAUUAUCUUUGAUAGAUGUGGUUGACUUUCACUUAACAGAACUGAUUUCCAAUGUGUGGUGAAAGUCUUUUGAUUAUCACAAUGUUUUGAAAGCAACAUCUUUUGGUUGUUCUAUCGUUUUAAUGCUCUGAGAUUUUGAGACUCGUUAUUUUUUUCGAUGAGGCGUUUGUUUAACUUAACAUUUUACUAUUUUUCUUAUGAAGUUCACGAGAUUAGUGCAUGUUAUUCUAAAAACUACUUUUGUUCUCAGAUAUGCUGGAUUUUUGUAAAACCUCGUUUUCGUUGUUUUGGAUCCUGGUAAUUCGGUUGAGAGUAUUCAGCACUUACUUCUGUUUUACAUUACAGUUAAUCGAUUACAGUCGGGUACUGCAUACUUAUUACAUAGUUGCUCAGAAAUGUCAUACCAUUACACAAGUGUUGCUGACAAGUUACAGAGAACACUCAUAGUUUAGAUAUGGAAUAAACAUAAUUAAGUUUCUGCACUGAUGUUACACUUUUUUUUAUCUUGCAUUGUGCAGCAGCUGAGCUUUAGUGGGAGCGUUUUGUUGGUUCCAAACAUUCCAAGAGUCACAUUGUUUCAUUUAUUCAUACCGUAAUUGAGUACUUUCUGAUCAGUUUUGGUCACUCGGGAAAAGUUAAUUAAAGAGAGUCUUAAGACUUAGUAAUUACUGCCAAGAGACGAAGUUUUAUUGUAAUCAUCCUUCCCUAUGUUGCUUCAUUUUGUUUAUGAAGUGGAGUUAAAAGAAGUAGAUCUCAGAAACUGUACGUUACCCCUCUCAGAAACAGAUUAAACUUUCCUGUUACUAUUAUUCACAAGAAGAUCAGUUUUAAUUAGUCUCAAAUGGUCCGUACGGUCGCACCAUGAUAAUUAAUGUUUUUUUUCACAGAGGAUUGAAGAAAAUUCGUUAAUGAUCACUGAUUCUUCAGCUAACUGAUACCUGACUGUUAAGCCUCAUGGGUUUCGUAUCAUUUACAUACGGUUUUUAUGCCAACCCCUAUCCGAUACAGUGUUUCGGU
Schistosoma rodhaini is the source of this 2394-nucleotide messenger RNA. The record is from the annotation of a GenBank genome assembly. NCBI's taxonomy places the organism in Eukaryota, Metazoa, Platyhelminthes, Trematoda, Strigeidida, Schistosomatidae.